Messenger RNA from Trichechus manatus latirostris (Florida manatee), 4395 nucleotides. It is a transcript of the gene PLA2R1, whose product is annotated as phospholipase A2 receptor 1. The record is from RefSeq and is a predicted model, not a curated record. The transcript is spliced from 30 exons. Lineage: Eukaryota; Metazoa; Chordata; Mammalia; Sirenia; Trichechidae. Gene Ontology annotation, molecular function: signaling receptor activity. Gene Ontology annotation, cellular component: signaling receptor complex; plasma membrane. Bases 1 to 4395 code for a protein of 1464 amino acids.
AUGCUGCUGCUGCCGCCGCCGCUGCUGCUGCUUCUGCUGCUGAGGGCGCCAUGGGGGUGCAGCGAGGGCGCGGCGGCGGCGCUCACCCCAGAGCGGGUCCUCGAGUGGCAAGCUAAAGGAAUUUUUGUUAUCCAAAGUGAGAGUCUCAAGACAUGCAUUCAAGCAGGCAAAUCUGGACUUACUCUGGAGAACUGCAAACAACCAAACAAGAAUAUGCUGUGGAAAUGGGUUUCAAAGCAGCGCCUCUUUAAUAUAGGAGGUAGUGGUUGCCUGGGUCUGAAUUUAUCUAACCCAGAGCCCCCAUUGAACAUAUAUGAAUGUGAUUCUAACCACAUCUCCUUGAGAUGGCGCUGUAACAGGAAGAUAAUCAUGGGCCCACUCCAGUACAUGGUCCAGGUGAAGCACAACAACACCAUUGUAGCCUCAUGGAAAUAUCUUCAUAAGUGGAUUUCCUAUAUGUCAGGUGGUGGAGGCAUUUGCGAAUAUCUGCAUAAAGAUUUGUAUACAAUUAAAGGGAAUGCCCAUGGAAUGCCAUGUAUGUUUCCAUUCCAGUAUAACCAGCGAUGGCAUCACGAGUGCACCCGGGAAGGUCGGGCCGAUGGUUUACUGUGGUGUGCCACAACAAGCCACUAUGAACAAGAUGAGACGUGGGGAUUCUGCCCAGAUCCCACCUCUGCAGAGGUAGGCUGUGAUGCUGUCUGGGAGAAGGACCUCAAUUCACAGAUUUGCUACCAGUUCAACCUGCUUUCAUCUCUCUCUUGGAGUGAGGCACAUUCUUCAUGCCGGCUGCAAGGAGGCGCUUUACUAAGUAUUGAGGAUGAGACUGAAGAAAAUUUUAUAAGGAAGCACUUAAGCAGUGAAGCAGUGGCAGUGUGGAUAGGUCUGAAUCAGCUGGAUGAAAAUGCUGGCUGGCAGUGGUCCGAUGGAACACCGCUCAAUUAUCUGAACUGGAGCCCAGAUAUAAACUUUGAGCCAUUUGUUGAAUAUCACUGUGGGACGUUUAACUCAUUCAUGCCAAAUGCCUGGAAGAGUCGGGAUUGUGAGUCCGCCUUGCCUUAUGUAUGUAAAAAAUACUUAAAUCACACUGAUCAUGAAGUAGUUGAAAAGGAUGUUUGGAAAUAUUAUGCUACACACUGUGACCCCAGCUGGGAUCCCUACAAUCGUAAUUGCUACAAACUUCAGAAAGAAGAGAAGACCUGGAAUGAGGCUUUGCAUUCUUGUCAGUCUGACAACAGCACAUUAAUAAGCAUAGCUUCGUUAGCAGAGGUGGAGUUUCUUGUAACCCUUCUUGGAAAUGAAAAUGCAUCCGAAACAUGGAUUGGUUUGAGCAGCAGUAAAAUUCCAGUGUCCUUUGAAUGGUCUAAUGGCUCCUCAGUCACCUUUACUAAUUGGCAAACACAUGAGCCCCAAAUUUUUCCAAAUAGAAGCCAACUGUGUGUCUCAGCAGAACACCCUGAGGGACACUGGAAAGUUAAAAAUUGUGAAGAAACACUUUUUUACAUUUGUAAAAAAGCAGGCCAUGUCCUUUCUGACACUGAAUCAGGCUGUCAAGAGGGAUGGGAGAGACAUGGUGAAUUCUGUUACAAAAUUGACACAGUCCUCCGAAGUUUUGACCAUGCUUCCAGUGGUUAUUACUGUUCUCCUGCACUUGUAACCAUUACAAACAGGUUUGAACAGGCUUUUAUUACCAGUUUGAUCAGCAGUGUGGUAAAAACGAAAGACAGUUAUUUUUGGAUAGCUCUUCAAGACCAAAAUGACACAGGAGAAUACAUGUGGAAGGUAGCAGGUCAGAAGUCUGAGCCGGUGCAGUACACACACUGGAACACACAUCAGCCACGCUACAGCGGUGGCUGUGUUGUCAUGCGAGGAAGGAGUCCACCUGGUCGCUGGGAAGUGAAGGACUGUAAACACUUUAAGGCAAUGUCCCUGUGCAAGCAGCCAGUCGAAAUUCGGGAAAAAAAUGAGCAUGAAGAGAGAUGGCCCUUUCACCCCUGCUAUCUGGGCUGGGAGUCGGAGCCUGGUCUGGCCAGUUGCUUCAAGGUAUUUCAUAGUGAAAAAGUCCUGAUGAAAAGAACAUGGAGAGAAGCUGAAGCAUUUUGUGAAGAAUUUGGAGCUCAUCUUGCAAGCUUUGCGCAUAUUGAGGAAGAGAAUUUUGUGAAUGAGCUCUUACAUUCAAAAUUUAAUUGGACAGAAGAAAGGCAAUUCUGGAUUGGUUUUAAUAAAAGAAACCCACAGAAUGCUGACUCUUGGGAGUGGUCUGAUGGGACUCCUGUCGUCUCUUCAUUUUUAGACAAUACUUAUUUUGGAGAAGAUGCAAGAAAUUGUGCUGUGUAUAAGGCAAACAAAACAUUGCUGCCCUUGUACUGUGGUUCCAAACGUGAAUGGAUAUGCAAAAUUCCAAGAGAUGUGAAACCCAAGAUUCCACAAUGGUACCAACACGAUGAACCCUGGCUCUUUUAUCAGGAUACAGAGUACCUUUUUCAUACCUCUCCCUCGGAAUGGGCCUCCUUUGAAUUUGUCUGUGGUUGGCUGCGCAGUGAUCUUCUCACAAUUCAUUCUGCACGUGAACAAGAAUUUAUCCACAGCAAAAUAAAAGCGCUAUCAAAGUUUGGUGUAAACUGGUGGAUUGGACUUCGAGAAGAAGGAGCCAAUGAUGAAUUUCGCUGGAGAGAUGGAACACCAUUAAUAUACCAGAACUGGGACAAAGAAAGAGACAGAUCUGUGAAUAAUCAGAGCCAGAGAUGUGGCUUCAUUUCAUCUGUAACAGGACUCUGGGGCAGUGAAGAGUGUUCUGCUUCCAUGCCUAGUAUUUGUAAGCGAAAAAAGUUUUGGGUCAUAGAGAAAGAGAAAGAUACACCAAAACAACAUGGAAUGUGUCCCAAAGGAUGGCUAUAUUUUAACUAUAAGUGCCUUUUGGUGAAAAUCCCCAAAGAUCCAAGCCAUCAGAAGAACUGGACAUCUGCUCAAAAUUUCUGUGUUGAAGAGGGAGGGGCACUGGUCUCCAUUGAAAGUGAGGUGGAGCAAGCUUUCAUUACUAUGAAUCUUUUUGGCCAGACGACUAAUAUGUGGAUAGGGUUACAAAAUGAUGAUUAUGAAAAAUGGCUAAAUGGAAAGUCUGUAGUAUAUUCUAACUGGUCCCCAUUUGAUAUUAUAAAUAUUCCACGUCAUAACACCAGAGAAGUUCAAAAACACACUCCUCUCUGUGCCUUGCUGUCAAGUAAUCCUAAUUUUCAUUUCACUGGAAAAUGGUAUUUCGAAGACUGUGGAAAAGAAGGUUAUGGGUUUAUUUGUGAAAAAAUGCAGGAUACUUCUGGACAUGAUGUAAAUAUAUCUGAUAUGUAUCCAAUCCCCAGUACUUUAGAAUAUGGAAACAGGACUUACAAAGUAAUUAAUGCAAAUAUGACUUGGUAUACAGCAAUGAAAGCCUGCCUGAUGCAUGGAGCAGAACUGGUUAGCAUUACAGACCAGUAUCACCAGUCCUUCCUCACAGUUAUCCUCAACCGGCUAGGACAUGCUCACUGGAUUGGACUGUUCACUGCAGAUAAUGGUCUUAAUUUUGACUGGUCUGAUGGCACCAAAUCCUCUUUCACUUAUUGGAAAGAUGAGGAGUCGUCCUUCCUGGGUGACUGUGUUUUUGCCGACACCAGCGGACACUGGAGCAGCACAGCCUGCGAGUCGUUUCUCCAAGGAGCCAUUUGUCACGUGCCCACUGAGACAAGACCAUUUGAACACCCAGAGUUGUGCUCAGAAACAUCUAUUCCCUGGAUAAAAUUUAAAAGUAAUUGCUACAGUUUUUCUACAGUCCUAGACAGUAUGAGUUUUGAGGCUGCUCAUGAAUUUUGCAAAAAGGAAGGGUCUAAUCUUUUAACUAUCAAGGAUGAGGCUGAAAAUACAUUUCUCCUAGAAGAGCUUUCUGCUUUUGGUUCUUCUGUCCAGAUGGUUUGGUUGAAUGCUCAAUUUGAUAGCCACAAUGACGCCAUAAAGUGGUUUGAUGGAACUCCCACAGACCAGUCAAACUGGGGUGUUCGGGAACCAGAGACGGAUCUCUUCAAACCCCAUCUGUGUGUUGCCCUGAGGAUCCUGGAAGGACUGUGGCAGUUAUCCCCAUGUCAAGAAAAAAAAGGAUUUAUUUGUAAAAUGGAGGCAGAUGUUCAUGCUGUACCGGAGCAUCCAGGAGAAGGACCAAGUCACAGCGUUGUACCUCUUGCCAUAAUGCUAACAGUGAUAAUAAUUCUGGCAAUUUCCACACUUUCCUUCUGCAUAUACAAGCAGAAUAGUGGUUUCUUCAGGAGACUUGCAGGAUUUAGAAAUCCUUACUAUCCUACAAGCAACUUUAGUACAGUGCAUUCAGAAGAGAAUAUUCUCAUUUCUGAUCUUGAGAAGAAUGAUCAGUAA